Zootoca vivipara (common lizard) is the source of this 3093-nucleotide messenger RNA. The record is from RefSeq and is a predicted model, not a curated record. NCBI's taxonomy places the organism in Eukaryota, Metazoa, Chordata, Lepidosauria, Squamata, Lacertidae.
AUGAUGGUCACUAGAGACACUGCUGACAAAGACUUCGGGGUCACUCUCUCAGAGCUGCGAAAACUGAUGGAAUACCGUAAGUCCGAGGCAGUGGAGAAAAUAAAGGAACUUUAUGGUGAUGUCUUUGAGAUCUGUAAACGACUGCGCACUUCACCCACACUUGGAAUAGUUGGUACCCAAUCAGAAAUCGAGCUCCGGAAAGCUGUAUUCGGAAGUAACUUUAUACCACCUAAGAAACCCCUGACUUUCCUGGAAUUAAUGUGGGAAGCACUCCAGGAUAUGACGCUAUGUAUCUUAGAAGUUGCAGCCAUCAUCUCCUUGGGACUCUCUUUUUAUAAGCCACCUGGAGGGAAUAUUGCAGCAUGCCAGUCGGAAGGGCACGGAGGGGGAGGGGAAGAGGAAGAGGAGGAGGCUGACUGGAUCGAAGGGUUUGCAAUACUUCUAUCUGUCAUGUGUGUUGUGUUGGUAACUGCCUUCAAUGACUGGAGUAAGGAAAAGCAAUUUAGGGGGUUGCAGAGUCGCAUUGAAAGUGAACAGAAGUUUACUGUUAUCAGGCACGGGGAGUGCAAGCAGGUGCUAGUAGCUGAAUUAGUGGUUGGGGACAUUGCCCAGAUCAAAUAUGGUGACCUUUUGCCAGCUGAUGGUGUGCUUCUCCAGGGGCAUGAUCUGCAAGUUGACGAGAGCUCCCUCACAGGGGAAUCAGAUCAUGUCAAGAAGUCAUUGACAGUGGACCCAAUGUUACUUUCAGGUACCCAUGUGAUGGAAGGUUCUGGGAGAAUGGUUAUUACAGCUGUGGGCGUAAACUCACAAACAGGGAUCAUCCUCACUUUACUCGGAGUCGGAGACGAGGAGGCAGAGAAGAAGCUCAAAAAUUCAGGAGAUGUGACUCCUGGGCACAGCAAGGAAUCAGGCCCAAAGCCCCGCAAAGUGUCUGGAAACCAGGUUGAGGAUGAGGAAAGUGCCCAGAAGCAUACCUCACACCCGAAAGAAAAAUCAGUUCUGCAAGCAAAACUCACACGGUUAGCCCUUCAGAUUGGCAAGGCAGGCCUGGCAAUGUCAGUGAUCACGGUCCUCGUCCUUAUUAUUUUUUUCCUGGUUCAAACAUUUGCAAUCGAGAAGCGUACUUGGACUGUUGAAUGCACACCAAUUUAUAUACAGCACAUAGUGAAGUUCUUUAUUAUUGGAGUGACCAUUUUGGUCGUAGCUGUUCCAGAGGGCCUGCCACUGGCUGUCACCAUCUCCCUUGCCUACUCUGUGAAGCCUCCUGAAAAGGAAGGAGGGCUCCCUCGCCAAAUUGGCAAUAAAACGGAAUGUGCCUUACUUGGUUUGCUGUUGGAACUGAACCAGAAUUUCGAGGCUGUAAGGGCUAAUAUAACAGAAGAGACACUUCACAAAGUGUACACCUUCAAUUCCGACCGGAAAUCAAUGAGCACAGUGGUGAAGAAACCCAAUGGCAGCUUUCGGCUGUACAGCAAAGGAGCUUCUGAAAUACUGCUGAAGAAAUGCACCCGCAUAUUGGAUGCCAAUGGGCGUCCAGGACCUUUUUCCAAAAAAGACAGAGAAAACGUGAUCAAUAAUGUGAUUGAACCAAUGGCCUCUGAGGGACUCCGCACCAUAGGCCUGACAUUCAAGGAAUUCCCAGCUGCCUCCUCAGAACCCAACUGGGACAACGAGGAUGAGAUUUUCAAGGACUUGACCUGUAUUGCAAUUGUAGGCAUCGAAGAUCCGGUGAGACCUGAAGUUCCCGAUGCGAUAAGAAAAUGUCAGAAAGCUGGCAUCGUUGUACGUAUGAUUACUGGGGAUAACAUCAACACAGCUCGGGCGAUUGCUACAAAAUGUGGCAUUCUGAGGCAAGGGGAAGCCUCUGUGUGCAUGGAGGGCCAGGAUUUUAAUCGGCUGAUACGCGGUCCAGAUGGAGAGAUUAAACAAGAGCUAAUGGACAGAGUUUGGCCUACUCUUUGUGUCCUUGCAAGGUCCUCACCUGCUGACAAGUACAACUUGGUCACAGGGAUCAUUAACAGCAACAUCACGGAACAAAGGCAGGUGGUAGCAGUGACUGGGGAUGGUACGAAUGAUGGGCCUGCAUUAAAGAAAGCCGACGUUGGCUUUGCAAUGGGCAUUGCUGGAACUGAUGUCGCCAAAGAAGCUUCUGAUAUCAUUAUCACCGACGACAACUUCUCAAGCAUCGUCAAAGCUGUCAUGUGGGGUCGGAAUGUGUAUGACAGCAUCUCCAAAUUCCUUCAGUUUCAGCUCACGGUUAACGUGGUAGCCGUUGUAGUCGCUUUUACUGGUGCGUGUGUCACCCAGAAUUCCCCUCUGAAAGCUGUUCAGAUGCUGUGGGUCAACCUCAUAAUGGAUACCUUUGCUUCUCUUGCUUUAGCAACAGAAAAGCCAACUGAAGCUCUGCUGGAACGCAAGCCUUAUGGGAGAAAUAAGCCUCUUAUCUCCCGCACGAUGCUGAAAAACAUUUUGUUCCAUGCCGUUUACCAGAUGGCCGUUGUAUUUUCCCUUGUUUUUGCAGGCGAAAAAUUCUUUGAUAUCGAAAACGCGAGAUCUGUGCCCAUGGAUUACCCUCCUACCGAGCAUUACACCAUUGUAUUUAACACAUUUGUAAUGAUGCAAAUUUUUAACGAAAUCAACGCCCGGAAGAUUCAUGGCGAAAGGAAUGUUUUCUCGGGGAUAUUCAGAAAUACCAUUUUUUGCUGCAUCAGCGUGGGAACGUUGGUCGUACAGGUCCUCAUUGUUCAGAUUGGAGGGAAGCCCUUCAGCUGCACAAAGCUUUCACUGGAGCAGUGGUUAUGGUCCAUCUUUUUUGGCCUAGGGACAUUGAUAUGGGGACAAUUGAUCGUAUUUAUCCCAAAUCGUUAUCUGUGGUUCCUGCCAACGUUUGGGGACAGACCAACAAAACAGGACAUUAUUGCAGAAGAAGAUAUGUAUGGAGAGAUUGACUAUGGUGAGAUGGAAAUGCGUCGAAUCAGCCAGGCUUCAUGGUGUAGGGGUGUGAACAGAGUACAAACUCAGUACAAAGUAGUAAAUACGUUCCGUACUUCCCCUUAUGAGUUACACUGCUCAGCUAGUAAUAAAACCAUCUAA